AUGGCCAAUGGCACCAAGAUGAAACCUAGUAGCAUAUGUAAUCUCAAGUAUCAGAACACGAGCCGCAAUUUACAUAGAACCCCGCCAGCCUGCGCCCUCUUGUCCAAGUGGCGCUACGAUCCUGUCAUACGAUUCAGGGACACUCCGCCAGUGCAGGGUGACGAAGGAAAACCGCUCGGAAGUGGCUCCGGCACACAGCAUCAUACGGCCUCAGUCCACGUGUGUUUGACAACGAACCACUUUAAACUCGAAGAUCAUCAGACGGGCGAACAGCACAGACAGCCAGAAUUCCAUGCUGAAAUCUGA
This is a messenger RNA of Plenodomus lingam JN3, 306 nucleotides long. RefSeq lists its product as uncharacterized. The record is from RefSeq and is a predicted model, not a curated record. Lineage: Eukaryota; Fungi; Ascomycota; Dothideomycetes; Pleosporales; Leptosphaeriaceae.